Molecule: messenger RNA, 651 nt
Organism: Triticum turgidum subsp. durum (durum wheat)
Lineage: Eukaryota; Viridiplantae; Streptophyta; Magnoliopsida; Poales; Poaceae
Source: the annotation of a GenBank genome assembly
AUGUCGAUCAAGCACUGCGACAAGCACGACUGCGAGCGGCGGCGGCUGUACCGCCAGUUCUGCGCCGCCCUGGUGGCCGUCAUCCUCCUCAUCCUGCUCAUCAUCCUCAUCGUCUGGCUCGUGCUCCGCCCCACCAGGCCGCGCUUCUACCUCAACGGCCUCACCGUGGCGUGCCUCAACGCCACCUCCUCCCCGGCGUCCUACCUCACCGUGACGCUGCAGGCGACGAUCGCCGCCCGCAACCCCAACUCCCGCGUCGGCAUCUACUUCGACCGGACGGACGCGUACGCCGAGUACAAGGGGCAGCAGGUGACCGUCCCGACGGCGCUCCCCGUGGUGUACCAGGGCCACCUGGACGUCUCGGUGUGGUCGCCGUUCCUGGUGGGGUCGAACGUGCCGCUGGCCCCGUACCUGGCUGUGGCGCUGGCGCAGGACGAGACGGCUGGGUACGUGCUGCUCACGGUGCGGGUGGACGGCUGGAUCAGGUGGAAGGCCGGGGCGUUCAUUACGGGGCACUACCACCUCCGGGUCAGGUGUCCCGCCCUGCUCACCGUCAACGGAGGGCAGGGCAGCUACGGCUCCAUCGCCGGCGGCGGCGGGAACGGGUACUUCAACUUCCAGCGCGCCGCGCCAUGCGUUGUCGACGUCUGA